GAACAUCAAUAUUCAUUCAUAGCCUACAAACCUACAUUCUGACAUCCCAUCACAUAGCAUUUGCUAAAAAAACCAGCCUUUUGUAUUGUUUUGUCCCUCUUUUACACACGAUAAAAAACACACACACACACACAAAAGAGGAAGCAUCAAACAAUGGCUCUGCAAAAACAUUUGGUCUUGUUCUAUGUUGUUGUCUCUUUCUGUGCUGCUUCAUGUUACAGUAGUGGUUUCCAAGAGUUCAACUCACUUCAUAGUUUUGUUGACCAUGAAAAAGAGUCUGGCUAUAAUUCUAGAGCUCAUCCUUCAUACAUGAACACCAUUGAAGGUGUCGAGUUCAUGGAAUUCAUAAAGCCAAGAGCUCAUUCGAGGAAGCUCGAAAGAGCGGCCGGUAGCAAGUCAUCAAGCUCGGUCAAAACGAUUAGUGUUGCUAAUUUUGGAGCUAAAGGAAAUGGUGCCGAUGACACACAGGCAUUUGAGAAGGCGUGGAAGGCAGCUUGUUCUUCCAAUGGAGCCAUAGUUCUUGUGGUGCCACAAAAGACCUAUCUUGUUAGGCCGAUCGAAUUCUCAGGCCCCUGCAAAUCUCAUCUUACAAUGCAGAUAUAUGGAACCAUAGAAGCAUCAGAUGAUCGGUCAGUCUACAAAGAUGUUACGCAUUGGCUUAUCUUUGACAACGUCCAAAGCUUGUUAGUUGAAGGUCCUGGAACCAUCAACGGCAAUGGAAAUAUAUGGUGGAAAAACUCAUGCAAAAGAAAGCCUCAGCCUCCCUGCAACGAACAGGCCCCCACUGCGGUGACCUUCAACAAGUGCAAUAACUUGCUGGUGAAGAAUCUGAAGAUCCAAGACGCACAGCAAAUGCAUGUUAGAUUUCAAAAUUGUAUAAAUGUUGAAGCUUCCCAUCUUACAGUAACUGCACCAGAAGAUAGUCCUAAUACUGAUGGAAUUCAUAUCACAAAUACCCAGAACAUUACCAUCUCGAGCUCUGUUAUAGGAACAGGUGAUGAUUGCAUCUCUAUUGUAAGUGGGUCCAAAAGAGUGCGAGCUACAGACAUAACUUGUGGACCAGGCCAUGGAAUCAGUAUUGGUAGCUUGGGAGAAGACAAUGCAAAUGACCAUGUUUCAGGAGUAUUUGUGAAUGGGGCUAAGAUUUCUGGAACCUCAAAUGGAGUCAGGAUCAAGACAUGGCAGGGAGGUUCAGGCAGAGCGAGCAAUAUUGUUUUCCAGAAUGUGGAAAUGAAUGAUGUGACUAACCCUAUCAUCAUAGACCAAAAUUAUUGUGACCACAAAAACAAGGAUUGUACACAACAGAGGUCGGCAGUUCAAGUGAAAAAUGUGUUGUACCAGAACAUAAGAGGGACAAGUGCUUCAACUGAUGCCAUAACAUUUAAUUGCAGCCAAAGUGUUCCAUGUCAAGGCAUUGUGCUUCAAAACAUUCAACUGCAAAAUGGAAGAGCCAAAUGCAACAAUGUUAAACCUGCGUACAAAGGCGCUGUCUCUCCGCGAUGUUCUCGAGGAUUAGUAAAUUAAAAAAGGGAUUAUGAAAUUAGGUUUGGAUUGUAAAUCAUGUAUUAAUUCUUGUACCCAAUAGCACAUAAAUAAUUGUUUCUAUGUUGUAAUUAUAUGAUCAUAUAGUUAUUGUGAAUAAGCAUACAUAAAGAAAAGAUACCAACUUUGAUACAAGUUACUUUUAUA
Messenger RNA from Prunus avium (sweet cherry), 1689 nucleotides. RefSeq names its product polygalacturonase-like. The record is from RefSeq and is a predicted model, not a curated record. Gene Ontology annotation, biological process: carbohydrate metabolic process. Gene Ontology annotation, molecular function: polygalacturonase activity. NCBI's taxonomy places the organism in Eukaryota, Viridiplantae, Streptophyta, Magnoliopsida, Rosales, Rosaceae.